ACCUUUUUUUUUACUCAAAUUAAAGGUACAAACUUUAAUUGAUAGAGUAUUUCAUAAAAUCAACCACUUUAGUUUUUCUCAAGUCUAGUACAGUAGUACCACAACAAAACUGUGAACUAAACACCACACGCUACAAAAGCGCGUGAGUUUCCAACAUACAGUACUUAGCAUAAUUGUUAAUUACCAUAACAACCUAAGACAUAGCUGAGUCGAAAUCGGAACAACAUAGAAAAAAAAGUAAAACAGAGUCAAAAUUGUUGUCUUUGUGUUAGAUUUUUAAGAAAUGGCAAAAAUUGAAGAAGAACCAUCAUCAUCAUCAUCGAUGCAACAACAACAUCAAGCACCUUCAUCAUACAUGUUCCUAUUGAACAUAAUGAGCAAAAGAAGAACAUGGGCAUGUCUAUUUUUCCUUGUUUACGGUACCCUUUUAACUUCUUCAUGGAAUUUUCUAAAAUCAAUGCUUUCUUGGUACAAUUUACAAGCUCAAUCAUCAACAUCUGGUUGGCCUGCAAUCUAUGCAUCUGUUCUUCUUGGUACUGUUUUUGGGUUACUUUCUAUGGUUGCUGCUUUGGUUGUUAUGGUUCCUGCUGUUUUAGUGACAUGGAUAACCAUAGUUGUUUUGUUGGCUUUUUUUGGAAAGCCUAAGAGGACUUUGGUUGUUGAAGGUAGAAAGAUUACUGGUGAAAUUUUCAGUUUUGUUCUUAAGAUUUUGCUUACUGAAGGGAAUGUUGUUGCUGCUGUUUGUGCUGUUUUAGGGUAUUUUGUUUUGGUUAGAAGGAAUAGUGAAUGAUUCAUUUGAAUUUGGUGGAUUUGUUGUUAACUAGUUGGUUUUGAUUUUUAGGGGAUUUUGGAUGAUAGGGUUUGCAAAUCAUGCUAUAGCUGGUGGUGGUGGGUGUGAUUUGGUAAAGUGUCUUAAUUAAUCUCUUUUGUUUUGUUUUGUUUUGUUUUGUUUUGUUUUGUGACAUAGAUUAGUAGGAGAAUCAAAUUACAUAGUUGAAAUUAAUCAAACUUGAAAAUGUUGUUUAGAUGCUAAUCUUGUUUCUGAUUCAUGGUAAAUCCAAGUGUUUUAGAUUAAUUAAUUUCAUGAAUUACUUACAA
Molecule: messenger RNA, 1098 nt
Organism: Trifolium pratense (red clover)
Lineage: Eukaryota; Viridiplantae; Streptophyta; Magnoliopsida; Fabales; Fabaceae
Exons: 1
Coding region: 284-790 (168 amino acids)
Source: RefSeq, a predicted model, not a curated record